CGCGAUACGCUUUUGCACACACACGUUUUUUCUUCGUUACUUUGAUGUAUUGCUUCGAGAAACGUCAAACGGAGUUAGUCGAUUGACGCUUGUGCUCCUUACUGUUCCUUUCCGUAUCAGCUUUGGUCUGUUUUGUUUCCCCCCCAACUCGUAAAGUGUCUCCCGUUGGCCAAAAGUGUAGUUUCGUGCAAACAUGUCUUCCUCCACGGAAUCAGCGACGCCAGCUAGCACCUCUGAGACCGCCGUUAACUUCGAGCAAGUGACAUACUUUCUCGUGACGGGUGCUUCGCGUGGCAUCGGUGCCAAAAUGGCCAUCGAGACGGCGCGCAAAUUCAAGCCCGGGUCCAUCGUGGUGCUGCUGGCACGCUCAGCGUCCGGGCUAGAGCAGACGCGAUCGGAAAUACUGUCCGUGAACCCGCACGUCACCGUGGUAACGAGCUCCGUCGACCUGGCAACAGCAUCGAAGGAGCUGCUGAACCAAAUACUGGACAAAUCGAUCGGCAAAACGUCGCUCGAUCAGUUCCAGUUGGCCAGCGUUAUCCACAACGUCGGCACGAUCGGGAACGUUGAGCGGAAGGCGGUCGAGCUGGAUGAUCGUGAAGAGUGGCAGGAUUACUUCGGCACAAACGUUUUCACCGUGGCCGUGCUGAACAGCUGCUUUCUGCGCAAGUUUAGCGGCACCGGCUGCAAAAAACUGGUAGUGAAUAUUACCUCCAAAGCCUGCCUGGCUCCGUUUCAAAGCAUGACGUACUACUGCGCCGGUAAGGCAGCCCGAGAAAUGUACUUCCGUGUGCUGGCGGAGGAGGAAGCCGAAGCGGGUGUCACGGUGCUGAACUAUUCGCCCGGACCGGUCGAAACGGAAAUGACGGUGGACAUACAGUCCCGCUCGAAUGCGCCGGCAAUCCGGGAGUAUUUUAAGAAUCUUCGCGACACGACAACCAUACUCACAACCGAGCAAACGACAGCCAAAUUUUUACAUAUUCUUCAGAAUGGGCUGUUCAAAUCGGGAGACCAUGUCGACUACUAUGAUCACUAGAUGUUGUAUGUUGCUGAACCUACUGUCCUGUACUACAUUCCUUUUUAAUGUGCAAAUGCUUAAAGCUUGAAUGGAAUUUAAAAGAUGAAUAAAAAGAUCCAUCUAAUCAGCAA
Messenger RNA from Anopheles coustani, 1149 nucleotides. Its product is annotated as sepiapterin reductase-like. The record is from RefSeq and is a predicted model, not a curated record. Gene Ontology annotation, molecular function: sepiapterin reductase (NADP+) activity. The coding region runs from base 194 to 1036 and encodes 280 amino acids. The transcript has a single exon. NCBI's taxonomy places the organism in Eukaryota, Metazoa, Arthropoda, Insecta, Diptera, Culicidae. Gene Ontology annotation, biological process: tetrahydrobiopterin biosynthetic process.